GCGAGAGCAGAGCAUCCGAGAGAAAGCGAGAGAGAGAGAGACAUACAUCCAUAAACAGAGAAGGAGAGAGAAGGAGAGAAAGAGAAAGAAAGAGAGCGAGAGAGAGAGUCCGAGGAGAAGCUGAAACUUCACUGCAGACGCUCCUGCUCAGAGCCCUCCAUGCCGGAGCCGGGAGCUUCUCCGCGGCGGAGCCCGCAGGGAGUCCCUUACACCGACCUGCAGCACAUCGUCAACGCCGACGGACUGCACCUGUUCUGCCGCUACUGGGAGCCCGCCGGCCCGCCCAGGGCUCUGGUGUUUAUUGCCCACGGAGCCGCAGAGCACUGUGGGCCGUAUGAUGAGAUCGCACAGAGACUGAAGAAACUGUCCCUGCUGGUGUUUGCACACGACCACGUUGGUCAUGGUCAGAGUGAAGGCGACAGGAUGAUCAUCAAAGACUUCCAGGUCUUCAUCAGAGACUCCCUGCAGCACAUCGACCUGAUGAAGUCCCGUCACCCGGACCUCCCUGUCUUCAUCGUGGGUCACUCCAUGGGUGGUGCUAUCUCUAUCCUGACAGCCUGCGAGAGGCCCCACGAUUUUGCUGGAGUGGCUUUGAUAGCGCCGAUGGUCCAGAUGAACCCAGACUCAGCCACACCCUUCAAGGUUUUUCUGGCAAAGGUUCUGAACCACUUGCUUCCCAGCCUGGCGCUGGGCACCCUCGAUUCUAAAUGGAUCUCACGGGACAAGACGAAGGUGGAGGCGUAUGAUGCCGAUGAGCUGAACUACCACGGCGGGAUGCGGGUGUCGUUCGGCAUGCAGCUGAUGGGCGCCGCGGCUCGCAUUGAGAGGGAGAUCCCGUCCAUCGACUGGCCCUUCCUGCUCCUGCACGGUGACACUGACAAGCUCUGCGACAUCAGAGGCUCUAACAUGAUGUACGACAACGCUCCGAGCUCAGACAAGAAAAUCAAGGUCUAUGAGGGAGGCUUCCACGCCCUUCACCACGACCUCCCAGAGGUGGCCGAGUCCGUGCUGAAGGAGGUGACCAGCUGGAUCACGGAGCGCCUCCCCGCCUCGUAAACUUGUAGCUUGUCCAACCCAGCGCUCCAACGCACCAGCCCGCCUCGUCCCAAGACAGAUGUUCACUUUCUUUUACAAAAAAAGAAUACAGCCCCUGUCAAACAGCCCACUCAUUUAAAUCAGGUGAUGGGGUCAGAAACAUUCUUUUUGUAGAUACUGAGCAGCAGUUGUCAGUAAAUCCUACACUCAUCUAUUUAUUUCAUCUGCAUCAGACCAUUCCCAAGUGCAACUCAAGACAUGUAAAGUUUAAGCUGUAGUUCAAAGUGCAAUAACGAAGUCUCCGUCUACGAGCAGGACAGAUUUUUUUUAAAUUAGCAACGUGAUAUGUCAGUGAUCUGCACGGGGCAUUUCCUUUUAGUUCACCCUCCACUCACAGACAGGAGUUCAGGAUCAGCUAGAGGACUUACUGUGGGUUCAGUGCAGGUUUAUUAGUUCAUAAAAAGCUCCUCCUGCUGCUUCACUGUCUUCACAGUGUCAGUAGUUGUGUAAUAGACAAUAUCAGUGCAUUAGAUUUGGCGUCUCAGGAGAAACUGUCGAUCAAUCUCUCACUUUACUCUCCUCUGCAUGAGCCCAUCUCCUCCAUCUCCUCUGCCCCCUCCUCCUCUGCUGCUUUUUUGACACGUGCAAUUCUUAUAGAGUCACAUGAAAACUUAUUCUGUAAGCACCAGUGAUCUCUUGCACAUUUUUACCAUCCAUAUUCGUUUUGUUAUUGUAGUUUAAAGGAGAACUAUCUUCACCAGCCUCUGUUUUUUUGCCUGCGUGACCAAUGGAUACAAUCCUCCUCUUUAUAUUUUCUUAUGUUGACUAAUAUUUCUUGGUGAGUGUAUUUCCGGGGAAUGCAGAGGGACAGGUGAAUCUGUUUUGUCGGCCUGGUCUCUGCAGGUGGGAGUUACAGGGAGAGAUAUGGGUCAGUAGGUCAAAAGUUCUUUCCUCUCUGUGACCUUUGACCUUCAUUGUCAAUCACUCACUUCUCUUUUAAGAGUCGCUCUUUGAAACCGUGACGUUGUUAAACUCAGGCCGCAGACUGGAGAACAGCUGGGAAACGAGAGGGACACAUUGAUCUGGUGAUGAGGACAAGGGUAGAUCUCCUUCGCUCACAUAGCAUCUGCCAUUUAAUCAAUCCACUUUCAAGUUAUAUGGCUGCGUGAUUUCUGGGAUGGCCGAGCACAGUGGGGAUCCAGCCUCAGAACAAUGACUUAGUCAUCUUUCUCUUUUUGGGAAACAGGAUGUUCAACAGAGUAGCUUUCAGAUGAGGAGGGACUAGAAAUUCUUGGCUUCAAAAAUACCUUUGAGGACUGCACCUACACACAACAGAAAUUUGGUAUGGAGUCCAUAUGUGUGAGAUAAUCAGGUUAAAGAACAGAUACAGGGCCACUGCUGCCACUGAGGACACUGAUGUGUUUUUACUGAGAAUUAGAAUUUAAAAAUGCAGAGAUGUUGUCUACUUUAAAGACUGAUUUCAGUAAUCAUUAAACUCACAUUAUAAUGAAAUACGACUAAUUUGAGUCAACAUAUUGGCUUAGUUUUGGGUUACGUUGGACCUUUGACCUCAGUAUUUCUAAAAUUCAGCAUACAGUUCCGCACAUGUUUAACAGCUCUAGACCUCACCUGCAGUGAGGGGCUAAUUCAACCCAGGCUUCUAAGAGGUUUCCAACAAAACCACAGCAAUAAUAUCAUUGCAUUCUAGAUCUGUGGUAGCUGUUAAUUAGAAGCUACACAGACUCACACUGAGUUCAUCGUUGUAUAUUGUCAGCAAGACUGUAAUUAGCAGGUAUUGCUACAUGUGCUACCUGUACCCACUCAUCAAGCCUGAGAACCAUUCAGGAGCAGGGGUUUCAAAGUUCGUCCACUGCCGACAUCGAACAUAAGGAUUAAACAACUUUAUGGCAAUUCACCAUGUUAGUGUUUCUGUUUGUACAUGUCCUAUAGAAAAUACAUUUAGUGAUCGACUGUGUCCCUCCUGUUUUGUUUUUUUGUCACUGAGAGUUCAAAGGGACUCAUGCAGGGAGUGUAGGGGAGGCACAGCGCAGUAUCCACGGUGACCGUUACCCACGCGUUACCACGGCAGCAGACCGGCAGAGGGGUAGAAUUUUUUAGUAACCACGGUGAUCACUGUAAGACUGAUAGAGUGAGAUAAAUGUCUUUCCUUCUAUCGUUCUGUCUCUCUCUGUCUCUUCUCUAUUUCUCUGUGUCUCCCAGUUUGACCUCCUCCGGUCACUUCUUUUCUUCAGUGGGUUGGAGCAGUUCUCUUUGUUCUGUCCAUCACAGAGCCCCUUGUUCUACCACAGAUUCAAUCAUGUUUUACUGUCAGCGACCCACACUGCCUCUAGUGGUCAAUUAGCAGAAUAACAACAAAUUUAUUUUUGUCUUAUGGUAAUAAUUGUCUUAUGGUUCUUUUGGAAAUGAGCUCUCAUUCAUUUAACAGCAGUCACAUCGCUUAAUCUGCCAGAGAUUUGGCUAAAGAAAGAAAUAAGCCAACAUUUUCGAGUCUGAAUGCAAGAGUGACACCAAUAAUUUGGGUCAAUUGAGUGAAAUCAUUGAAUUCACUGAUUUUGAGAUUGAUCAGUAGGGAAAUUAAGCAGAGACAAAUAUGUUUAAAAUAUACAGUUCCUACAAAAAUGCAAACUAGGGUGCUUUAUGGGAUACAUAAUGCAUCAAAUAAGAAAUAUGGAUAACAAGAUAAAUAAAAUAAAUCAUAGACACAGUUUUUCAGGACAUUCUAAGACAUUUUGACAGAGUAAAUAUCAGGUCUCAAUGCCAUCGGUGCAGUGCAGAGAUGUAGAGAUGCGAUGAGGUACUCAAUCCCAGUAGGAAUCACAGCCACUUCAAACACAAUCUGCUCCUGAUUGAGCUGCAGCAGGCAUGAGACACACACAAAGGAGACACAGUCCCAGUUGUAUUCAUAUUCCUAAUAGCACCCCUGCUGCACCGCAUCAGUGCAGUGCAUCUAACCUGGCAGGGGCCUAUAGAAACAGUACAUUUCAAAAGCCAUACCUGUCAGACUACACAAGUGCAUAUUACCGCUGUGGUGAGCUAUGGGGGUGGACAGAGAUGGAGUGAGAGCAGAGAGAGAGAGAAAGAUGGGAAGAGGGCUGUCAGUAACCAUGGUAGCAGCUUUUAUCUUAUUUUUCUCCCCCAGUAAAAUUAACCUUUGAAAACCUUGUUUUUGUUAAUGGUGCGCACGUUGCUGCUCUUUCAGGGCUGGUUGUCCAUUCGCUGCUCUGAGGAUUCCCUUUUGUGUGAGCAUGGAGAUAAGAGAGCAAACAAUUAACAUCAUCAGCUCACAGUGGGCAAUAAGAAGUGCACACACACACACACACACACACACACACACACACACACACACACAUACACACACACACACACUCCCUGAAUUCAAAUUAGACUGGUCUGCUGUUUGAGCUGAAAACACAUGAUCUCAAUAGGGCUGGCGAUGUGGCCAAAAAUUAUAUCACGAUAAAAAUUUGUCAAUAUCGUAAUUAUCACAUAUUUCUUUCUUUUAAGUUUAAAGAGUAAUUUUUGCUUUUGAAUGAAGGUUUUAAACUCUUCUUUAUUUCAGAGAAUAACAAUGUACUUUUAUUAUAUUGCUAUUGAAGAAAAUUAUUUUGAUUAUUAUUGAUAUUAUUUCAUUGUCCAGCCCUAAUUUCCAGUGAAGCAAAAAAAAUUGUGUUUGAGCUUUUGAGGCCCUAAUUUUUCAUUCUUUUUUUGCCCAAGCGGUGGAGGAAGUCUGUGAGUGAAAUUCAGGAUCCCCCCUCUCUCUUUUUUUUCACAGUAUUUAAUUUAGUCCUUAUGGGGUGCAUCAAUCCUCAUGUGUUGUAAAGCCAUGUAAACCUCCCAUAUCCAUGCCAAUAUCCUCUUCUCCCAGCAUGUAUAUCUACACAAGCAUGAUUUGUAUGCAGGUUUGCUAUGCUGACAGGUAGCCGUGUACAGACGCAGUGCUCUUUCGGUAUAUAUAUUCUUUUUUUAUCCAGAACAGAGCUUCUAUAUUUAGUAAAAAAGAUAAUAAUGAGGGCAGGAAACCAUAGAAUCGAAUUGGUCUUUUCUAAUUGAGUGAAACUUAUUUGUCCUUUCGGUUUGGUUGUUUUUUUUAAUCUUGACUUUAUGACUGUUUCUAAAUAAAAAGCUGUUAUAUAUGUUGACGAACUAAAGGCCACAGGCCAGAGAUUAAAGUGCACUGGGAAGGAUCAUUGCAUAGUUUGCAUGAUUGAAGUCGAAAAGAAUUGAAGGUUUUUUCUCCAAAAUGCUAUAAACAAUGAAAAAAUGAAUCACCUGAGGACCUAAUCAAGUAGCUCCUACUUGAUAUCUGUAAAAUACAGGGAUCCAAGCUGUUAAAGUGUAAUCAUUUCAUACACUGAAAACCUGCUUUGAUAUUGCAUUUUGGAAUAAGACCAAAUUCAAUUCAUGCUGUUUUCUUCAAUUAACAUCAUUAGCAAAUUAGAUUAAUUUGUAGUUACUGAACUGCUUGAUUAAUGAACAUAAUUGUAAUACACUGUAUAAUAGCAUCGCACUGCAAAAAACACUUGAUGGAAAUAUGUUUUAUUUACGUUGUUUAGAGUAUUUAAAGGAAUUCAUUUGAAGUAUAUAGGCUACAAAGGCACUUUUUUAUACCAUAAAGCAGAUACAUGUAAUUGUUACUGUUGUUGCUCAACCACAUGAAAGAUUCAUAACACUUUCUGAGGAAGAGGCAGGUUCAGGAUUGUAUGCAUGUAAGAUUGAAAAAUGAAUGACAGUGUUUCUGGUUUUGCAUAGAAGAGUAUUUUACCACUGUGUGUUUUAAGUUACCGUCGUGAUGAAACAUGUCUCGUCGGAGUUUGUCAGAGAAGGAUGAAAGUCAAAAUCAACUGAUAUUAAAAUUAUUUUAUCUUUGAACAACUCAUAUUUAUUUGGGGAAAUUCUUCCACAAUGCCUUCACUAUAAUAUGACUGACAGUCAUUUCCAUUUGAGCUCCUGUUAAAACUGCCUCAUGACAAAAUCAGUUUGGUCAGAAUAAAGUAUGUUUAAAGACGUAACUGCCGAUAUCAGGUUUUCACCCAAGAGCAGCUUGUUUAUUAGAAAUAAAACCUCAGAUAUAUUUCCUUAAGAAUUCCACAUUUUAUGAGAACAUGUAUUGUGUGUUGAUCUAUUUUUGGAUUGUGGUCCAGUGUCUUUUGUGCCUUAUUACGAUGACGAAUGUGUAUCUGAGCAUCUGGUUUUCUGACUGUUGUUAUAUCUGUCUCUGUUUCUGGUUGAGCAAUUGCGUCCAUCUGCUUGGACCUCUUCUUCAUGUCUGUCUGUUGCUCUCUGUCCACGUUUCUGUCCAAUCAGGAGUCUAAGCAGAUUUAGGUCAUAAACUGUUUCUGAAUCUUUCAGGAAUUGACACAAAUCAAAACAGUUGUUAAUCUGCAUUUAGACGCCCACAGUAUCUACAAACGCAGUAGAACACAAAAGACGACACUCUGUCUCUGCUGUGGUUACUUUAAUGGCACGAUGACUAAAUAACAUGUGGAACGUGCCUGUUCUCUGUCAUUGAUUUCCAGCAGAGAACAACACAUGCCAGAUAUGGGGUUUAUGAGUCCAUCACUGUUACUGUUUUGUAUGGAAUGUUUGCAUUCCUUCUCCUUGUCCUUAUUUGUACAUGUUUUUGCUGGGAGGCUUUUGUAAAGGGGAAGCAGGGUGGGGCAAUGCAUUUCAAAGUUCCUAAGUCAAUCCAGCAAUGUUCAGAAAAUAACUGAAAUCAUCAUGUAAAAUAAUAUUUUAAAACACAAAGUGGAGGCUGUAGUUAAGCAAAAACUAUAAAGUGACAUAGCAGUUCACAGUUGGAAGAUCUGGAGACAAGCUUUAACAUUUUGUUUGUUCUCACUCCCACUGUGUAUUUAAUCUGUUCCACACUGUUCAUGAAUAAACAAUAACAUAUUCAUACUUACUGGUAAAGAUCUAUAUCUUAAUUAUAUGGGAGAUAUGGAAAGGCAAUCGGCUGUGGAGGAAAACUUAGUUAUGUGAUGUAAAACCUCGGAAGAUCAAGUGUGAACUGUCAAGAAUAUAGCAAUGCUCAUCCCAGCAAGUCAUACAGUAUAAAUGUGAUGGAGUAAAAAGUGCUGAGGAAUAAUAACAACAUCCAGCAGCAUUACUCAUGAGAUGGGAGUUGGUGUUUUCAGGCAGCACAUUACGGACCGUAGUAAGAUCAUGUUGCAUCACAUUCUUGAGUCUUCCUUAUAAAGUAAUGUGUUGUUUGAUUUAUUGCUGUUGUACUGGAUGACACUUGAUUUGAAGGGUCCAGCGCUGCUACUCAACCUCAACAGUGCAAAAUCAGUUGAGUAGCAGCGUUGGACAGUUUCAUUCAAGUGGAAAAAACAUUGUAUAUAAGAUGUAUAUAGUCUAAUGUAAUAAUGGAGAUAUCUCAAUCACUGACGGCCAAACUGCUUGUUACUAGAAUGUUCAUACUCCCUGACAGAAUAAACUUUAAGACUGUU
Messenger RNA from Paralichthys olivaceus (Japanese flounder), 7505 nucleotides. It is a transcript of the gene mgll, whose product is annotated as monoglyceride lipase. The record is from RefSeq and is a predicted model, not a curated record. Gene Ontology annotation, cellular component: membrane. Gene Ontology annotation, molecular function: monoacylglycerol lipase activity. NCBI's taxonomy places the organism in Eukaryota, Metazoa, Chordata, Actinopteri, Pleuronectiformes, Paralichthyidae.